CCUCGCGUUUCCAGCGGUUUCCAGCAAUUUCUGUGCACGGCGGAUAAACGCAGGAGCACCGCGAAAUACAGCAGUAGCAGUCCAGAGUCUUCUAGAAACAACGUGCACCGGGGACCAGCAAACAAACCCGCUCACAACCUUACACAUUAAAACUCUGGGCUAAACAUGGCUAAAUGGGGAGAAGGGGACCCUCGUUGGAUUGUGGAGGAGCGAGCCGAUGCGACUAAUGUCAACAACUGGCAUUGGACUGAGCGCGAUGCAACAAGCUGGUCGUCGGACAAAUUAAAAUUCCUGCUCCUCGGGCUGAGCGUGGAGAACGAAGAGGGGAGUUGUGAGGUGACCGAAGUCAGCAAGGUGGAAGGAGAGGCCUCCAUUAACAACCGCAAGGGCAAACUUAUUUUCUUUUAUGAGUGGAGCCUGAAAGCUACCUGGACCGGAGAGUCAAAAGCAGGAGUCAAAUAUACAGGAACAAUUGAAGUUCCAAACCUUUCUGACGAGAACGACAUGGAGGAUCUUGAUAUUUCUGUAUCGUUGAAUAAAGAUGAACCCGAAACGCCACUGAGCAACCUGAUGAAGACAAAAGGAGCUGAGAAAAUCCGCGAGGCCCUGGGAAGCUACGUUGGGUUCUUAAAAACAGAGUUCACACAGGGAAUGAUCCUGCCUACAGCCAACGGUGUGGCCAAGGUGCAGUCCACAUCCCAGUCCAAAGCCACGCAGGAUAGAACUCGGGUUUCCUCCUCAGGCAGCACAACUGCUCCAGUCAACACCGGCGUCAAGAUCCCCACCUGUAAGUUCAGCAUGAAGGAAAAGUUCCUCACCUCGCCGCCGGAUCUCUACAGGGUCUUCCUCAACCAGGAGAUGGUCCAGGCGUUCACGCACGCUCCAGCUUCAGUGGAAGGAGAGAGGGGCGGAAAGUUUCGCCUACUAGAAGGAAAUGUUUUCGGCGAAUUCACAGAGCUGGUACCUGAUGAGAAAAUAGUUAUGAAGUGGAGGUAUAACAACUGGCCCUGUGAGCAUUACGCGACCAUCACCAUGACGUUCGUGGACCGGAGCAGCGAGACGGAGCUGAAGGUGGACUGUCGAGGCGUCCCGGACAACGAGGAGGAGCGGACGAAAGAGGGCUGGAAGAGAUACUACUUUGAAGCUAUUAAACAGACAUUUGGCUAUGGAGCGCGGCUCUACUGAAGACGGUUCACUGUAGUUUUCAUCUCUUUUGACAUUUUUAAACUUCUUGUUCUUCGAUCUCUCUGGCACAAGAUGUCCCAUAAAGUCUAGCACGAGUUAAUGGUAGAGACAUUGAGUGGGGCCAUUUGUCACCCCUUGAUUUUUCAACAUAUUUAAAUCUAGAUUUCUUCCCGUCAGUGUUUGGGUCAGUUAUUCACAGGAGUGUAAAUGGACUGUGCCUUUGGGACUCUGGAUGGAAAAGGUAUCUAAUAAAGCAAAGAAGAGUCUAUUGGACCACUAAUGCAAAUCGGCCUCCACUUCUAUAAAUAUGUAAUUAAUGCAAGAGUUAAAGCAACACCAAAGCACUUUACCUCUUUGGUCCCCCUACAGGUUGGAAGCGGAAUUGUCUAUUACUGCUGUCGUAUGUCUCAUUUGAACUACAAACUUAUGCGGUUAUAGCCGAUAGAGGGCCGCAAAGGUUCAAAAGAAUCUUUGGUGUUGCUUUAAAAUACAUGUUGGCUUGUCUUUUAUUUUAAAUUUGUUGCUUUGAAAAGGAUUUUGUUUUUUUUUACCUAUUUUACUCUUGAAGUGUAACUGUAGUGAAGAUGCAUGUUUUAUUUCAAACUGCCAGACCGAGGAAUGACUACUGGAUAUGAACUGUACUCGUAAAGUCUGUCACUUAGAGCUCAGCAGUUCUGUACUCUCCGUUGUUUGUUUGAGACUUGAUGCUCAUCGCGAGCCCGCCGUCUGUCAGGGAGAUGAGAUCCGCUCGGACCAUCAGCAGCAACCGCAGCGCAAAUCUUUCACUGUUGAAAUGAAAAUGACUAUUUCAAUUCCUUAUGCAGCCAGCUAGCGUAGUAACUCGAGAGACGGUUUUUUUUUCCCUAGAUUUGGCUUGAAAAUGUAAAUUUUCAGUAAAGGUUUUCAGAACAUCUAUUUAUUCUUCAUUUUCAUCCCUUCACAGUGUUAAAAGAUUAGUUUCUUGGAAUAAACCAAUCCCUGUAUGCG
Molecule: messenger RNA, 2172 nt
Organism: Perca flavescens (yellow perch)
Lineage: Eukaryota; Metazoa; Chordata; Actinopteri; Perciformes; Percidae
Gene: ahsa1b
Product: AHA1, activator of heat shock protein ATPase homolog 1b
Exons: 9
Coding region: 166-1185 (339 amino acids)
Biological process (GO): positive regulation of ATP-dependent activity; protein folding
Cellular component (GO): cytosol
Molecular function (GO): protein-folding chaperone binding; ATPase activator activity
Source: RefSeq, a predicted model, not a curated record